CAAUGCUGCUUGCUCAGGACUCAACAACAGUUGCGCUCUUCAAUACUCUGUUGGUGGCUCUUCUGCUAAUAUCCGUCACAACAUUAUCGCUUACGGCACAAUGCUGCAAGAAGAAGAAGGAUAAAAAGAAGAAGGGAGGAGGAACUCAUAAAACUGAUCCACCGCCAGAAGGAACACCACCCGCAGAAGACAAGAAGAAUGCACCUGGAGAAGGGGAUAAAGAAGGGGAUAAAAAGAAAAAAGGAGGCUCUUCUGCUAAAAAGGAAAAAGGCAAAGGAGCAGCUGAAAAAGGCAAGGAAGACGGGAAAGCAGCGAAGGCACUUGUAACUGCAAUGGGGCCAAUGACGCCGCCAACAACUCCGGCCGGCGAUCCAUUGAAGACCAUGUUCGAUGCGCAACAAAUGCAGCAACUUCAUAAUAUAGCUCCGGGACUGAUCCCUGUGUUUGUUCCAUCAGCGACGCCAGGAGGAAGUCCAACAAUCUUCAUGAUGCCUUCAAAGGACAUGCAAUCAGUAGCAGCGCUGACGGCACAACCGGCAAUGACUGCCCCUGUUGUUGCAAAACCAUCUCCAGCAAAAGCUCCACAAAAGGAGCCAUCGUUGUAUGAAGCCAUUGAGAUCUCUAAGAGGAGCAUUGGUAAGAAAAAUGAUGGCAAAGGCAAUAACAAAAGUAAAAAGUCGAAGGGAGAAGCGACAAAGCAGGGGAUGGCAGAUCAAGGGUCCUAUCAAACAUUGGCGGAUAUAGACGCGAAUAAGCUGUUCCAGAAGAAGUGA
Molecule: messenger RNA, 773 nt
Organism: Meloidogyne enterolobii
Lineage: Eukaryota; Metazoa; Nematoda; Chromadorea; Rhabditida; Meloidogynidae
Source: the annotation of a GenBank genome assembly